Molecule: messenger RNA, 2592 nt
Organism: Pseudomyrmex gracilis
Lineage: Eukaryota; Metazoa; Arthropoda; Insecta; Hymenoptera; Formicidae
Gene: PRAS40
Exons: 8
Coding region: 119-1351 (410 amino acids)
Biological process (GO): negative regulation of protein kinase activity; negative regulation of TOR signaling; neurotrophin TRK receptor signaling pathway
Cellular component (GO): cytoplasm
Source: RefSeq, a predicted model, not a curated record
UCGAUUUCUGAAACGAAACAGAAGAGAUACAAGAAGAACCACCGGUUCGAAACGCGCGCGCGUGUGUGUGUGUGUGUAUGUGUGUUUGAUUGUUUUUUUUUCGAAUUAUCGCUGAAAGAUGCACGUCACCUGCAAGUGCCUGAACGUGUCCGUCAGGUCCAGGAGCAGCGAGAUGCAGCGGAUCAACGUCGACAACUUCGAACUGACCGAUCUGGAACGCGCCGAUGCUUUCUUUCGGGAGGAUUUAGCAAGUGUACCAGAAUUGGAGACUAUUACUAAAGAACAACCUGGUUUAGUGGAAAUAAGAAAUGUGGGAUCAUGGAUAAUACAUCGUUGUUACAAUUGCUCAAUGUACACUCAUGCUGUUCACAAAGAGUUUGGUGCUGCUUUAGUUCUUAUCAAUAGCAAUAUUAUUUCAUCUCCUGAUGAAAUCAACAAAUUAAAAUCUAAUCCGGAUUACAGCCCUGUGUUUAGGAUAGUAAUUAAUUACAGUUUGGAAGAUCUUGAUGACUAUCUGCAACAGCCUAACAAAUUUUCUGUUUCGCAAUUACCUAACACCGUUCAAGUGGCUCUAGGCGGUUUACAACGACAAUUAGAGGAAGCUAUACAACGCCAAACAGCGGCGAUCGAAGACAAAAUACGUUCAUUUACUGCAGAGCAAUAUCAGCUGUUAGAACAAUUUCGUGAGAGAGCACACAACGAACAUAGGCUGUUAUCAAAGCUAGUAUGUAGAGGAGAAGAGACAAAUAGGGUAACUAAUAAUAUAGAAACUCCACCAACGACUCCUGACAGCUUUAAGAACACCUUGACUACCUCUGCAGCUAAUAUAAUAGAUUCAAAGUCAACUGUAGAAUCCAAUGAUGUGAAAGUUUCUACUGGCUUGAACGUUAAACACGAGACAGUCACUAGAGCUUCUUCUAAAGGUUUUACUAAUGAUGAAAGUACAAAAAAGAAAAAUUCAUUAUGUAUUUCUAAGGAAUCAGCUAGUUUCGAUACAGAAACAUUGUUUCCUUUUGAGGGAGUGGAGGAUACGGAUUCGGUCCAACAAACACUCCUGUUGUCCUCAGAAGAUGGAUCUGAUACUGAUGAUUCAGGUCAAAAUGAAGGAAUUCACAUGCCAAGAAGUCAACGGGAUGGUCAUUCUACUUUAGCCAAAUCGCUACCUGUUACCGUACCUGCUUUCCCGGCAAUUGUUCGUCGAAGAAUAGAGGAUCAAGACGACGACCAGUUGCCAAGUGACCCGUUAGAUCCGCACAACAUUCAAGCUUCAAUUAAAGCCUUAACCAGAAGCGUCCAUGGUGAUGCGGUGUUUGGAGACUUACCACGUCCUAGAUUUUCUACUCAGAUCUGACUUACCGAAUAUGACGAGAGAAAUACACGCGACACUUCUUAGUGUGUGUGUGUGCUUUUGAUACAAUAUAUCAUAGUGUCUAUCAUCCGUCAUUUUUUGUCUUUCAUAUAAAACUUUACCUGUACAGAUAUAGGAUAGCCGUGGUCGAUUCUGUAGAAGCGCAGAACGGUGCGUGCAUAUUUUCUAGAAACUCAAGAGUAUGCCUUGACCCCCCAAAAAAAAGUUUUGGCUAUCUAGAUUUAUUGGAAAUGAUACAAAUAUAUACGUUAAAAAAAAAAAAAAAAGAAAAAGAAAAAGAAAAAAACAAAGAACUUUAUACACCGUCUAAAGUUGGAAACUACUCGUGCAGAUAUCAGUAAAACGGUUGAAAACAAAGAUGUUUGCAAUAAAUUUACAUAAUUGCCUAAAUAUUGCUGCAUAAAGAAAAUUCGGCGCAACAAUCUGGAAUUUUAUAAAUUUUAUUCUGAUACAUAUAUGCUCACUCAUCAAUGUGUCAUGCACUAUAUAGCAGACUGAAUGUUUUAUCGCAAGUCGUGUAUAACUUGAGAUGAUUUGAUGUUACUUGACGCGUACGAAUGUAGAGAGAACUGUUAUUGAUAUAUUAACAAAUAGAAUCCAAGUCGCGCGCUACAAUUACUUCGAAGUGUUAUUCUAUCUUGAUUACUCACGACAUACGAACGAGUAUGGAACAAUAAUCCGAAGCGUUUGCGGCCCAACUUGGAUUCUACUUUUAAUCGCGCUCCUAUUUUAUAUUGCCGACAUCCAUAUGAAUUGUUAUAUUUAGCAUUAUUAUAUUUUCUCCUGUUGUGUGUUGAAAAAUGGAAAUGUAUUCGAGUCGAACGUUGGAUAUUAAAUUUGUAUGAUGAGGCUUUAAUGGACUUGGUUGAAAGUUAAUCAACUUAAAAUUGUUGUUUCCUCACGUGAAAGUUAAACGUGUUUUUUCUCUCAUUGUGCUGCUGUAAAAUGUGUAAUUUUCGAAAGAUUCGGAAUUAAGUUACAUGUGUGAGAGAUAUGUGCAGAACAUUAAUAGCGCGCGUCUAUCGUGUCUAUAAGUUACUGAUAAAGCAGCAAUUGUGUCAAUUAUGCAUAAAGAGAAAUGCUUUAUAAAACUACAACAUACAAAAACGGGCGAAUGAGUGUAAUAUGCGAUAUUACACACCAGUGAUUAUAAUUAAAAAAGAAGUAUAAAUUAUACUUUCUUACACACAUACAUAUAUAUAUAUAUAUAUAUAUAUAUAUAU